This is a messenger RNA of Ornithorhynchus anatinus (platypus), 651 nucleotides long. It is a transcript of the gene SCX, whose product is annotated as scleraxis bHLH transcription factor. NCBI's taxonomy places the organism in Eukaryota, Metazoa, Chordata, Mammalia, Monotremata, Ornithorhynchidae. The coding region runs from base 1 to 582 and encodes 193 amino acids. Gene Ontology annotation, biological process: developmental process; regulation of transcription by RNA polymerase II. Gene Ontology annotation, molecular function: protein dimerization activity; DNA-binding transcription factor activity, RNA polymerase II-specific; RNA polymerase II transcription regulatory region sequence-specific DNA binding. The record is from RefSeq and is a predicted model, not a curated record. The transcript has 2 exons.
AUGUCCUUCGCCCUGCUGCGCUCGGCGCCCCCCAGCCGCUACCUGUACCCCGAGAUCAGCAUGCUGUCGGAGGACGAGGAGAACGGCAGCGAGAGCUCGGGCUCCGACGAGAAGCCCUACCUCCUGGACGCCGACGGCUUCGGCCUCAAGGCCGGCAAGCGGAGGCCGGGCGGCAAGAAGGCGGGCGGCGGGGGCGGGCGGCUGGGCCGGGAGCCCCGGCAGCGGCACACGGCCAACGCCCGCGAGCGAGACCGCACCAACAGCGUCAACACGGCCUUCACGGCCCUGCGCACCCUCAUCCCCACCGAGCCCGCCGACCGCAAGCUGUCCAAGAUCGAGACGCUGCGCCUGGCCUCCAGCUACAUCUCCCACCUGGGCAACGUGCUGCUGGUCGGCGAGGCCUGCGGGGACGGCCAGCCCUGCCACACGCCCCCUACCUUCUUCCACCACGCCGGGGGCAGCCCCCCGCCCGCCCCCCGGGACGGCGAGAACGCCCAGCCCAAACAGAUCUGCACCUUCUGCCUCAGCAACCAGAGGAAGCUGAGUAAAGACCGUGACAGGAAGACCGCGAUCCGGAGUUAGGAGACCAAGAACCAACUCUGGGGGAAGGAGGAGGCGGACGAUGAGGAGCGGAAGGCGGGGAGAGGAAGC